Messenger RNA from Paramormyrops kingsleyae, 1363 nucleotides. RefSeq lists its product as uncharacterized. Lineage: Eukaryota; Metazoa; Chordata; Actinopteri; Osteoglossiformes; Mormyridae. The record is from RefSeq and is a predicted model, not a curated record.
AUUGUUUAACAACUUCAUUGAAGUCAUGUUUGUUUUGACUACAUUAACCUGCUGUUUUCCACCUGCUGAGUAACACAUUGUGCCAUUCUCAAAGGUCUCCAGCCACAAGACCUCCGGCUCAUUUGGGCGGGCUAAUAUUGCACUUAAUAACAGGGAGUACUCAUGGCUUGAGGCCUUCAUUAAAAUUAGGCCUCAGCUACCAGGGUACUGCUACAACCCAGAAACAUUUUUCUUCUCAUCAUCUGGACAGCCGCUUAAUAAGCUGUCUGAGACAGUGAUGGAGACUACUACCAGUUGUGGGAUGCCCCGCCCAUAUUCUGUUUCAGCGAUCCGCUCAACUGUGUCGACUUGUAUUCACAAAAGCUUGUCUGAGGAACAGCGCCGACUUGUGGCACGGAUCAUGUGCCACAGUACUGAAACGGCAGAUCGCUUCUAUGUGGCGGAGCCGGAAUUCCAUGAACUCCAGCGGGGUCGGGCAUUAGUUAAUGACGCACUGGGUAUUGGAAAGGGGGGGGGACAGAGGGUGAAGGGGCAGCUGCAGCCACAGGCCAGCAGCACACCGUUGACUUAUAGACGCCGGAUGGUCUUCAGCUCCUCCGAUGAAGAGAUGACAAGCAUGUCAUCCCAAACCAAACCCACACCAGGGCAGUCAUAUAGCGGAGAGUGCAGCUUUCACAUGCCUCAUCAAAUUUUGGCAGAUGACUUGACUUCUGAUGAGGAAGAUCAAACUAUUUGCCCCGUGGUUAAUAAGGAAGUGGAGGUGAACGAAAAGCAGGGUGAUAAAGAUGAUCAGGAGGAGGAGGAUGAAGAGGAUGAUAACCCUGAAUGUCCGAGUCCACUUCCAAAGCAGGUGGAGCACAUCACAGGACAGAGACUUAUCUACAGAAGAAAACUGGUGUAUCCGCAGGAGCUAAAACAAAUGGUGCGCACCAAAUACAAGGAGUAUUGGAGCACGACAAUAACAACAGACAUUAUGAAUAAAGUGCUCCUCAAUUGUCCAGACUUGCUGUCAUUCUGCAAAUCAAUGGAGAUGACCGUGUACAACCUAAGAAGCCUGAUACGACUGUUGCAAAGGGAAGAUGGUGUGUAAAACAGCUAAGGUCAGGCCAUGUUUUGUCAGAUUUUUGAUUUAAAAUUUGGACGCUUCAGUUGCUGUUUAUUUUUGAAAGAAACUUUUUUAAUUGUUCAAUGUUUUUGAACUUUGUAAAGCUGCAGAUGUCAAUUUGGAAAAGUUUGUGGCUGUUUAAAUUUUUUGAAAUAUGUUUAGUUUCAGUGGCUGUUUAAUUUUUUGAAAUAGAUUGUUUUUGAAAAGCAGCAGAUAUCAGCCUAUCUAGUUUUAAUCUUGUCUUUUAAUUUUGAAAAG